Messenger RNA from Moneuplotes crassus, 1272 nucleotides. NCBI's taxonomy places the organism in Eukaryota, Ciliophora, Spirotrichea, Euplotida, Euplotidae. The record is from the annotation of a GenBank genome assembly.
AUGGAAGUUACCAAAAGUGGCCAUUCACACUCCCACACCCUAGACCCUCUCUCCUACCCCUCCAAAGGUUCAGCUUCUAAAGUUCAAGAACCUAAGCCUCAUACAGAAGAAGAGAAAGACUCCAGCCCUAGCAUAGUCCCUGGAGAGAGCAAAUUUGAUAGAGCUAAAGGCUCAGUGAUCGGAGCUCUAUGCGGAGAUGCUAUUGGAGCGGUGCUUGAGUUCUGUAGAGGAGAAAUUACUGAAGAAAGAGCUACCGAAGCUUUAACCAUGCCUGGAGGAGGCGUCUUUCAAGUUGGCCCGGGACAGAUAACUGAUGAUGGAGAACUAGCAAUCUGUCUUCUACAUGGCCUGGUAGAGGGUGAAGGAAAAUUUUUAGAAGCAGAAGUGGCUAAUUAUUAUGGAAGGUGGAUCAGAUCUCGACCCUUUGAUUGCAGGAUAACAAUUAGAAACUCUCUCUUAGAUACUAUUAGUAAGAAACCUUAUUCAAAAGAGAUAAAGAUUGAGGCAGCAUGAUACAAUCAAAGAUCUCAAAGCAACGGAUCACUCAUGAGAUCUACUCCUCUCGCUGUAUUCUGUCACAACAUGGAGAUUCCUGAGACCAAAGAUUCAGUUACUUCAUUUUUUAAUUUUAAAGACUGGCAAAAACAUAGAGAUUGUGUGUUCAAAGCAGUAAAGCUAGACGCAACUUUCACUCAUCCUAACAAAACAGUGCAUUAUGUUGAAGGAUUAUACAUCUACAUGAUAACCCUGAUCAUCAACGGAGUCCCAUUGGGCGAAGUCUAUCAGACAAUCAUUGAUGAUAUUGAAGAAUCAGCUGAUAAAGAGUACAAAGAAAUGAUCCAAGGAUGGGUUGGAGAAUCUGAAAAGCCAACACUUGAUAGUCUAAAAGAAAAUAUGGGCUGGAUUAAGCACGCCUUUGUUUGUUGUAUGAGAUACCUCAGACUUGCAGCACAGAAGCAAGAAAACAACGAGCAACUUGACUCUAAAUUCUACGAAGAAGCAAUGGUAGAAAUCCUGAUGGGAGCAGGCGACACUGACACAAACGCUUGUAUCGCAGGUGGAGUCAUCGGAGCUAUUUUAGGGUUUGAUAAACUCCCAGAAAUCCCGAAGGACAAGGUCCUGAAUUGGGACUACUCAGAUAACCAUGAAGGCCGUGAAAGACCCGAUUAUCUUGUCCCAAAAGACAAAGUAGAAAAAUUGAUUGAGGAUUUGUUCAAAAUUGCUCCUGAAGACUCAGAUUUCACCGAAUAAUAAGUAGUCGAUCAAUUUUGG